Micropterus salmoides (largemouth bass) is the source of this 1718-nucleotide messenger RNA. RefSeq names its product calcium homeostasis modulator 3 (gene calhm3). Lineage: Eukaryota; Metazoa; Chordata; Actinopteri; Centrarchiformes; Centrarchidae. The record is from RefSeq and is a predicted model, not a curated record. Bases 726 to 1718 code for a protein of 330 amino acids. Gene Ontology annotation, molecular function: monoatomic cation channel activity. The transcript has 4 exons.
AUGUUUCUUAUAGGCCUUUGAGUAGCAUUCGUUCCUUAUCUCAUGAUGCAGAUAAAAUACUUUUCAACACUGAGCUUUAUAGCUGGAAACGGUUCUUCAGAGUGGGCUGAUUUGAUCAUUUAUAGUGUACACAUGGUCCUCAGAGGAUACAUGCCAUUGCACCCUCAGAAUUACAAUGUCAACUUUCUAAACGGUGCUUCCUGGAUUGACUGUUUGAACCAGAAGAAAUGAAGCCCUAAACUAUGAACACAAGGGAUUAAACAUUAAUAUUAAAUUCAAACCAACAGUGAUGGCUCAUCUACUGUACAGUCCCAAAUGCUUAGAGUUUCAGGCCCCAUACAGCCGUAACAGGAACUACUGCUGUUGCUCCUUUUCUCAGUAAGCCUUUGAUGUGAGUGCUGCUUUGACAGUGAGGCAGGGUGUGGCCGCACAGCUCUGUCACCUGGUCAGGUGUAUUCAUACAUUCUCAGACUCUCCCUGGAUCACUGCAGGACUCACUCCGUCACUGCUAUCUGCACACAAAAGCUCAGGUUGUUUACUGAGGCUGCUACAUUGUGGAGUUUACUUCAAAGGAUUUGUGAGGUAAAACAUUAUGUAACACUAUAUCUCACUACUGGAACUUUUUCUGUAUUCACUGGUUGAAUUAAAAACCCCAGCAGCAGUUGGAUCAGCUAUUUUACUUGUGUCUACUUCUACUUCUACCACCCUGAACAUUUCCUUCAGCUAUGGAGCGUCUGAAGUUAGUCCUGCAGUACUUCCAGUCCAACUCUGAGUCUAUAUCCAAUGGGAUCUGUAUCAUCCUGGCCUUGGUCAGUGUCAAGCUCUACACAAGUUUUGACUUUAACUGCCCGUGCCUUCCUCAGUACAACAAACUGUACUCCCUGGGAGUGAUGAUCGUACCGCCCAUCAUACUGUUCUUCUUGGGGGUCCUGGUCAACCGGCAUACAGGCGUCAUGAUGGAGGAGUGGAUGAGACCUGUUGGUAACAGAUCCAAAAAUCCUGCUGUGGUUAAGUACCUUUUCUCGGCCAUGAUCCAGAGGGCUCUGCUGGCGCCGAUGGUGUGGAUCCUGGUGACUUUGCUGGAUGGAAAGAUCUUCAUCUGUGCCUUCAGUGUUAGUGUAGACCCUGCUCUCUUCUCAGGUUUUCCCAACAACACAAGUCUGGAUGUGAUCAAAAUCAUGGCCAAAGUGCCCUGCAAGGAGGACAUUAUCUUCACAAACAGCUCUUUCCGCAAAGCAGUCUCUCGUUACGUUCGUUGCUAUUCACAAGCAGUUGGCUGGUCCAUCCUCCUCUUGCUGAUUGUACUGGGAGCACUAGGACGCCUCAUCAAGCCCUGUUUCGACGACUACGCCACCUCCCUGCAGACGCGAUACUGGAGCAACUACCUCGACGUGGAGCAGAAGCUCUUUGACGAAACCUGCGUCCUGCACGCUCGUGACUUCGCCCGUAAAUGUGUGGUGCAGUUCUUUGAGGACAUGAGGGAGGAUGCUGUACUCUGUCUUCCCCACCCGUCCUUCAUCACGAACUCCCGAUCGGAGUGGGAGGAUGAAGAGGAAGAGAGACUUCAUGGGAUUUCAAAGCAGGAGCAGGUGGACCAGCUGCUAAACAAAUGGUACUACAGUAAACCUGAACUGGACGUCACCAGGAUAGCCCACAGACCCAGGAUGUGUGUUACCUGGGAGGACCGUAACGGGAAGCCUUUAUACUCUGAUGUCUAG